Bombyx mori (domestic silkworm) is the source of this 2697-nucleotide messenger RNA. Its product is annotated as esterase FE4. The coding region runs from base 213 to 1916 and encodes 567 amino acids. Lineage: Eukaryota; Metazoa; Arthropoda; Insecta; Lepidoptera; Bombycidae. The record is from RefSeq and is a predicted model, not a curated record. The transcript is spliced from 3 exons.
UAGAGUUUAUAUAGUUUAAGUUCACUGUUUGUCUUCCUAAUAAAAUAAAAUAAAAUAAAAUAAAAUAAUAGAUUUUCCGAGUUCUCACUAAAUUACCCGAAAUGUUAAUUACUAUUUUUUAUCAGAAGUUGAUUGAUUUGCGAAGAUUAAUUUAUUGGCUUAUAAAAACUAAUUGAUAUGAUAAAGUGCGCCAAAGCACAAAAAUCUGCGUAAUGAUGUCGGGCGUGAUUUUGUUUUUCUCUUCGUUGUUUAUGGGUUUGGUUUCCGCACAGAGUGCUUCAUCCCGACUGGUAACCAUAAGCCAGGGUCCUGUGAGGGGCUAUCGAAUUCCAAACGCGAAUAUUUUCGCUUUUUACAACAUACCUUAUGCCUCUGUCACAGAAAGAUUUAAGGCCCCUAGUGCUCCACCUACAUGGACGCAACCUUUCGAAGCUGUAGACAGAGGUAUCAUAUGUCCACAAUUUGAAGUCGGUUUGUAUGACUUGACUAAAAAAACUAUGCAAGAAGACUGUCUAGUAGUCAACGUUUUUGUACCUGAUACGGAUGAAGAUAAUUUACCUGUGCUAGUAAGUGUACACGGAGGGGCGUUUCAAAUCGGCUUUGGAAACAGUCAAAGUUUUUUAAAUUUAUCCGAAAAAAAUAAGGUCAUUACAGUCAACUUUAAUUAUCGUCUUGGAAUACUCGGCUUUCUUUGUUUGGGGACAAAGAGUGCUCCAGGUAAUGCAGGUUUGAAGGAUCAAGUAGCACUGUUGCGUUGGGUGAAAACUAAUAUAGCCAAAUUUGGCGGAAACCCUAACGAUGUAACUAUAUCUGGAUGCAGUGCCGGAUCAGCUUCCAUCGAUCUUCUAACGACAUCUACAGCGGCGAAAGGUUUGUUCAACAGAGCUAUAAUGGACAGUGGAGCCGGUGUUGGAGCUUUUGCUGUUCCAGUAGAUCCACUUGGAAAUGCAAAGAUCACUGCGAGAGAUUUUAAUGUUGCCGAAUAUGAAAAUAUAAAUGUACUUGAAGAGUUUUACAGGAACGCUCCAGUUAAAACAUUAACGUCACGUUCCUUUAUGGGAAAUCGACAUACAUCUGUCGACUUUUCUCCAUGUGUGGAGCGUGAGACGGGAGAAGAAAUAAUUCUGUCAGAUGCUCCAUUUAACUCUUUAAGUUCGGGAGGCGGGCAAAGUUAUCCCAUGAUCUAUGGUUUUGCUGAUAUGGAGGGUAUUAUGAGGUUACCUUCCUUUUUUAGAUGGGUAGACGAAAUGAAUCAAGAUCUGUCUCCAUUCCUACCGGGUGAUCUAUAUUUCGAAUCCGAAGAACAAAAAAGGCAAGUGGCUCAAAAAGUUAAAGAAUUUUAUUUCGGCGAGGAGCCCGUUAGUUUAGCCACAGCAUCGUCUUAUGUAGAUUAUUUUACCGAUGUAAUGUUUGCAUUCCCGAUGUUAAAGGCGGUGAAAUUGCGCAAUGAAAACGGAAAUCCGAUUAUUUAUCUAUACGAGUAUUCAUUUGUCGACAAUGAUUUUAAAAUUCCUUACUUUAACUUGAGUGGAGCUGAUCAUUGCACACAAACGAUGGCGGUAAGGGACGAAGAUGAAAGUAACAUUACAGCUGAAUAUAGGAAAAUUAAAGCCAUCAUGAGAGAAAUAUGGGGAAAUUUCAUUAAGACUGGUAAUCCAGUGUCAGAAACAUCAUCGUUGCCUCCGUGGCCUAUAGCUAACGCAGAAAGAUCACCACACAUGUCUAUAGGUCAGGUGGUGGAGCUGAAGGAUUCACUAUUGGAAUCCAGAAUACGUUUUUGGGACGAGAUCUAUAGUCAGUACUAUAGGAUACCUGCACCCCCUAACGUUCCAGGCUCUUCUGGCCAACACGGAAUAUCAUAUUUUGUAUUUAUUUGUAUUUUGCUAAUUAGUGGAUAUUUUAAUUUUUAUGUAUAAUUAGAAACUGAGUUUCUCUUUUAAUUUUAUUUAUUAAUGGUUAAUCUGGUGUUAAGCCAUCAGUGGAAUAUGUUUGCAUUACAAACGGUAGUGCUGCCUUGUCUCUCAGAUGUGAUGUCUCAAUUACGCUGUGAUUAAACAAAUAGAUGUUUUGAUUUAGAAAACCUCAUAUUUUUUCCGUUUUUACGCUUUCAUGAUACGCGGUUACCAUUGUCAAAGAUAAGUAUGUAUCAGCUGUGUCAAGCUUAUUUUCCAACGUCGUUUGAAGAGGUACCAAACUAUUCAUUAGACCAGAAUCUUUGACAAACCUAAAUGUUCUUGUCUAUCAUCCAACUAUAUCAUGGUUUUUAAUUGUAUUUUUACGUGUAUGGUUUUUUUGUUUUUAUUUUAUUUGAUGUAUCCAAAUGGAGAUAAAAUAAAAAUAAAUAAAAAAAGCCCUGAACAGAGCAAUCUGGAGAGACAUACUGGACCAGGCUAAGGCCCACCCUGGGCUGUAAAAUGGAGAUGUAAAAUAUCAAAUUAAAAUUUUAAGCAAUGACAAAACUAUAUAUAUGUAUAGUUAAUAUAUUAUAAUCAAGUUAUACUAUGAGUAAUUAAAACGCGAGCUCUGUGGCUCCAAAGCCUAGACUGCUUUUCAGAUAAUCAGUAUCGGCCCAGAUAAUUGAAUGAUCUGAUUUAUUUGUAAGGUAUAUAAGGAAUUACACUAUGCAGACAACGCACCUAUUAUUAAAAUAUUUAAUAUAUUUAAAGUUCUAAUAAAAUACAAAGUGCAUUAAUUAAA